AUGCACGCCUCUGCUGGAGCACGUUCCGCCGUCGCGGCGCCGCAGCCGCGCUUCUGCCCGACGCGGCCCGCCGCCUCGCGGUACGCUCCCGGCAACGCGCUCCCGUGCGCGCCGUCCCGGGCAGCCGGCGCCCCGCGCCGGCCCGCCCCCUCGCGCGGCCUCCCGCGGUGGAUCGACGGCCUGAUCCCGGGCGCGUCCCCGAGCCAGGAGGUCGAGACCGCGGAGGCCGCGCAGGGGCAGCAGGUCACGGUGUCGGUCGCGGGGGCGAUGAGCGAGGUCGGCAAGGACGAGUGGAACAACUGCGCCAACAGGGGCGGAGAGGGCGAAGUGAACCCGUUCCUGCAGUGGGAGUUCCUGCACGCCCUGGAGGAGUCGGGGUCGGUGUGCCGGCAGACGGGGUGGCUACCGCAGCACCUCCUCGUGCGGGGGCCGGACGGGGCCCUCAUUGGCUGCUGCCCGCUGUAUGCCAAGGGGCACUCGAUGGGGGAGUACGUGUUCGACCAGGGCUGGGCCGAGUUCAGCGAGAGCAUCGGACAGAGCUACUACCCGAAGCUGCAGGCGUGCGUGCCCUUCACGCCGGUGACGGGCGCGCGGCUGCUGACCGUGCCGGGCCCGCUCGAGGCGCCUGUGCGGGACGCCAUGGGGUCGGCGCUGGUGCAGGUCGCGCAGGAGCUGAGCGUGUCCGGCACGCACGUCACGUUCAAUACCCGGGCGGAGUGGGACGACCUGCACGCCAAGGGGUUCAUGAAGAGGAUGGGCGUGCAGUACCACUGGCAGAACAACGGGUACGAAACCUUCGACGAGUUCCUGAUGUCGCUGAAGCAGUCGCGCCGCAAGUCGAUCCGGCAGGAACGCAAGCGCGUCGGCAAGGAGGGUAUCCGCGUGCGCCGCAGCACCGGCGCGGAGCUCAAGCCGCGCCACUGGGACGCGUUCUACCAGUUCUACCUGAGCACCGUGGAAAAGCGCUGGGGCAACGCCUACCUGACUCAGGACUUCUUCCACAUGCUCGGGGAGACCAUGCCGGACUCCGUGCUGAUGGUCUUCGCCGAGGAGGACGGCACCGCCGGCCCCGGCGCCGCGUGCGGGCCCGAGGGCACCCUCGUUGCCGGCGCCAUCAACCUGGUGGGUUCGCACGCGAUCUUCGGCCGCAACUGGGGCAGCCGCAUGGACCGCUACGUCAAGAACCUGCACUUCGAGGUCUGCUACUACCAGGCCAUCGAGGCGGCGAUCGAGGCCAAGCUCGAGCGCGUGGAGGCGGGCGCGCAGGGAGAGCACAAAAUCCAGCGUGGGUACCUCCCGCGCCCGACGUUCAGCUCGCACUACAUCCGGGACCCCACCGUCCGCAUGGCGGUGGGGCGGUUCCUUGCGCAGGAGCGGGACCACAUGGAGGACACGAUCGAGCUCCUGCGGCGCGAGGUGUCGCCGUACAAGGACGAUGUGCACGGCGUGGUGACGUCGUCGAUGGACCUCUCGUGGUGA
Pedinophyceae sp. YPF-701 is the source of this 1479-nucleotide messenger RNA. NCBI's taxonomy places the organism in Eukaryota, Viridiplantae, Chlorophyta, Pedinophyceae. The record is from the annotation of a GenBank genome assembly.